This is a messenger RNA of Amphiprion ocellaris (clown anemonefish), 4823 nucleotides long. It is a transcript of the gene lzts1, whose product is annotated as leucine zipper, putative tumor suppressor 1. The coding region runs from base 409 to 2361 and encodes 650 amino acids. Gene Ontology annotation, biological process: regulation of synaptic plasticity; regulation of dendrite morphogenesis. Gene Ontology annotation, cellular component: dendritic spine. NCBI's taxonomy places the organism in Eukaryota, Metazoa, Chordata, Actinopteri, Pomacentridae. The transcript is spliced from 9 exons. The record is from RefSeq and is a predicted model, not a curated record.
ACACACACACACACACACACACACACACACACACACACGCACACACACACACACACUUGAAUUUACAUGUCAGUUAUAAUGCAAAGCUGGGUACAGGCUGACGAGACAAGCAGGAAGACCCACCCCCUCUGCAGAACAGUUAGCAGACCCUCCUGGCCGAGGUGAUAGUGGUUGCAGUUGCUGCUUCUACACACACAGACGUGCACAACGCCUGCCUGUUUGUUUUCCUCAAGACUGGAUAGAUGACUCUGCAGGGGCCUCGCUAGAGAUGGAUGCUUAGUUUGACCAGGCAAACAACCCACUGACAGAACCUCUCAGGGGUCAUGAGACAUUUCUUCCUUUCAUUUCUAUAUAAUUUGACCACCUGGAGUUCGGCCCCAUCCUGCCUUCACCUAUGCUUGCAGGACCAUGGGUAGUGUCAGCAGCGUCAUUACUGGCAACAGCCUCAAUAACAAACACUGCAAGGCAUCUGAGUACAGGUUAAAGGAAGGAACAAACCACCACAGAAAGAGCGGAGGUUGCAGCCUUGACGGCCUACUGAAGUGUGGCUUCGCUCAGAGCUCCACUCAUCCUUCUAAGGGCCUCUCCCACUCACGGUCGGGAAGAAGUGAAGAUUUCUUUUACAUCAAGGUGAGCCAUAAACCGAGGUCAGCAUACCACAGAGAAAGAUCAAUGGAGGAGCGAGUGAACAAAGAUGGGGAAUCAGAUGGGCGACUGCAACCAAAACUGCUGCUCAUGUCGGGAAAAAAUAAGGAGAAGACCUCUGCUGAGAAGUCAUUGGUCCGUUCCACUGCCUUCAAGCCCGUGAAUCCCACAAGGACUGUGUCCACAGAGACGGGCCACAACAGCCUGGACCACAUCCUUUAUCCUCUGAAGAGAGCGAGCAGUCCAAAUAUUAGACACAAGCAAGAUACCUUAGGGACUCUGUCCGACUCCGGGCGUAACUCUAUGUCUAGCCUGCCCACCCACAGCACCAGCGGCAGCCUAAGUGCUUCCACAGGCCCUGUCAGUCACAGCGAUGGCAGCUCAGCUCUCGCAAACAGCCUCAGCAAGGGAGCACAAUCCAAUUUCCCUCCAUGGGUCAACGGAAACAGCACUAACCUUGACUGUAGUUACGGGGCUGGUUUAAACAGCAGCGGGCUGGCAUCUAAGGCUAAUGAGGAUGCUGGCUCCCCAUUCUCUACAGAUGAGCCAAGCUCUCUCUCUGAAACUGCAGGUGGGAUUCAGUCCCCCAUUACUACAGAUGAGUCACUGAUUGAACGUUUGGAACAAAGGCUGCUGGAGAGAGAAACUGAACUGCAGGAGCUACAGGUGAGUUUUGAGGAGAAGGAGAUAGACACCUGCCAGCUGUUUGAGGAAAGACAAAGGUAUUGUGCUGAGGAGAUGGAGGGGCUGAAGCAGCGAUGCUCCACGAAGCUACGACAAGUGUCCCAAAUGGCCGCAAAGACACAUCAAGCACUCCAGCUGCAGGUCACCCAGCUCCAGGCAGAGAAGGAAAGGCUUCAGGAAGAUGUCUUCAAGUUGACGCAAGAGAAAGACCUUGUCCAGCUCAGACUAAGAUCAUAUGAGACACAGAGCACACAACUCGCUCCAACACUCGAGGAAACUCAGUGGGAGGUAUGCCAGAAGACCGGAGAGAUCUCACUGUUGAAGCAGCAGCUAAGAGACUGCCAAGCAGAUGUCAGCCACAAGCUAAAUGAGAUAGUCACCCUCAGGGCGUCACUGAAGGGAAACACGGCAAAAAUGGAGAUGCUGGAGAAGCAGAAUAAAGACCAUGAGGACAAACUCCACUCUCGCACCAUAGAAGUUGAGGUGUGCCAAAAUGAACUCCAGCGCAAAAAGAAUGAGGCUGAUUUUCUGAGAGAGAAAGUGGGCAAACUGGAGAAAGACAUUCAGGGAAUGAAGCAGGAAGUGGCCACGGCCAAACAGCAGAGGCUGCAGCAUGGUUUGCAACUCGAUGCCCUUUCCCCAACGCAGGCCUUGGAAAGACUAAUCCAAGGUCCAGACUCCCCCGACCAGGGCCAGACGGAGGAGAACAGGGAACACAUCCCCACAGAAUCACUCCAAAGGCAAGUGGAGAGACUAAAGCAGCAGCUCAGGGAGGAGAAAAACGCUCAAGAGAAGCUGGCCAGCAGCUUCGAGCAAGAAAAGCAGACGUGGAACAAGGAGAAAGACAGGGUCAUCAAGUACCAGAAGCAGCUCCAGAUCAACUACCUGCAGAUGCAUAAGAAGAACCAGGAUCUGGAGAGGAUCCUGAAGGAGCUGACGGCUGAACUAGAAAGCCGAACGGAGCUCGGCAUGGACAUGACCUACAGCUCAGGGUUACAAACUUAUGACGAUGUCAUAGCCACAGAGAUUUGAAGGGAGCACUCACUCGCAUGCUUUCUGUAAAUGUGAUACUGGAUCUUGCCUAUUUUUUUCGCCACAGAUAAUUAUCUGUCUAGACGUCACACAACAUCACAGCAACAGGAGCUCAUGCACUGUUUUACAGGGGUUAUUUAAUAGAAUGUGCAUAAUGUAGAGGUUUUUGUGUCCAGGACACGAAAACAGUACUAAAAAUAGCGUUUGGUGAAGGCACUGUUACUACCUAUUUUAAAGUAAGUUAUUAAAUGUUCAAAUGAGAUUGUUUUUUAAAACAUGUUGUCUAACAGAAUCACUUCACAUUCAAAUCAUCCACGAUGUUGUAAUUUAAAUACCAUUUAUUAGCUGAUAAUUGAUACAGACCAGAUAACAGCUGACUUAGCUGUUCCAUGAUGAAUGUCUGAUGGUAACACAUGAUAAGCAUGAUAGUUGCUGAGCAUCUGUCUCUUCCAGCAUGACACAAUGACAGUGAUAUAUCAUCUAUUGUGAGUGUAGCUUCCUAAAUCUUGGCCACUGUAUGCUCCCACAAUGUCUAUUCUUAAAGGGUUAGAGCAUGGCAAGUAGUUUUAAACCAUUCCAUUAGUCAUUUUAAAACAUUUUUUAAGUUGUCAAUAUAAUUACUAGUCACACAAAUGUUAAAAAAAAAAAAGAAAAAAGAAAGUUCCAUUUCAAAUGUUCCACUUCAAAAUACACACAGAAAUCUUGUUAGGCUCUCAUGCAGUUUCACCCUUUAAACAUAUUAUGCAAAGAGACAAACAGUGAAGUUAAUAUAUUUUAUUAAAAAUGUCAGUAUAUUUUUGUCACUCUGCAGAUCUUGUGAAAUUGAAGUUUUGUUACCAAGAAUAUUUCAAUCAUUACUGAAUUCAUCUUGCAAGGCUUUGCCAAUGAAAGUGCCAUAUAAAGUCCUAAAUUAACUUCUACAACAACAUCACUCCAAUGAACACAUAUAUUUUUUAAUAUAUUUGUCUAUGCUUGUUUACGAUGGCCAAUACCACAAACACAAAGCAAGGACUGAAAUGCUGGAUCAGUGAACUGUGAAUAGUUUGUAUUUAAGCAAAUCUUCUGUCUGCAUAUAUAAAACAGAACGCUGGGACAUGGAAUAUGCCUUCAUAACUCCUGCUAGGUUCAAGAAUAAACAUAAUGCAGUGCAAUAUACACCAGAGAACCCUUCAAACAGAAGCCAAGGGCAAAUGUUGACAUUCACUUGGUGUUCUGUGAGUGUUUAGAGGGAGAGGGAUUAAAAAGGGCUGGAUGGUAUACAAUAAAAGCAAAUAUUUUAGGAGAAAAAAACAAAGGGAAAAAGGGUAAUCAUCCAGUAGUGUCUAUCUCUCUCCCUACACUGUUCAUUCAACUUUGCAAAAGUUAGCUGGCACAGCUCCACUUGGAGACAAACAAUCCUUCCUAGCAGCAGCCCCGGCCAUUUGGAUCUACUAUUUUGGAGCUAUUCCACUUCCCACAAGGGAAAAAGUAGUUUGGGAAGCAAAAGUUUAACUACUCCACCUACUCAGUACUCAGGGGCUCACAUAGACAGUCUGUCAGGCUGAGGUAUACGCAGACGCAGCGCUGGUCAAGAAUGUGCAGCAAUCUGUGUGACGAGGCUGCUUGAGAUUGCUCAGCUACCCACCAUUAUGUUACAUUACCAGAGCAGGUCAGGAGGACUUUGGAAGCAGACAGACUUAGUGGAAUCUAAGGUGAGGUACUGUAACCAGUGGCACUCAGGCUCAAGUGACUGAUAAGUGCUUCCAUCCUUUACUCUGGGCCUAAACUCAGAGAAGUGGUUAAAUAGGGAAGUAGCAAAAGGACAGUUAAUAUUGCAGCUAUGGUACCAGUAAAGGAAAAAGAAUGCUUGAAAUCCAAUAUGUUAAAAAAUAAAUCAAUCAAAUGUAGAGGACCUUGUAUACCUUGGGCAAAACCCCCUCAGUGAAUUGGUCUGUGCGCUGAAAUAGAAUUGGAAAUGAGUGCCAACAAACAAACAAGGGUACAAAUGCGUAGGUGAUUUGAAAAGCAACAAAUGUUUGUCAUUUGUGCAUCGCUGCACAACACUUUUGCUCAUUUACUCUCCUCUAUUCUGUUGAUGUAAAAGUGAAUUUUUCAUCUAUUCACUGAGGCGUUUUAUAUCCAACCCCCCCCCCCAAAAAAAAAAGGAUGAGCAUUUUUAUCUGUAUUCCAACAUCAGCAAUCAUUGUAUUUGGUCUAAUCUGCAUUCUGCUUGCUUUUGAUGAUCACUCAAACCAUCCUUUAAUCCACUCCUAGUUGAAAGGUAUAUGGAUGAAUACUUUUGAUUAACUACACCACACUAGACACUGUGCUGCAGUUAUUAAUGUAUAGAGGUGUUAGAUGUAGAAAAUAAAUGUCAACCGAUACUACUAUUUAUAACACAACUUGACGAGUAAAUGCUGGAUUUAGACUCAGAAAUAAAUAUGACUGCUGUUGAUAUGUAUUCAAAGCUGUCUUCAACUGCA